This is a messenger RNA of Miscanthus lutarioriparius, 1128 nucleotides long. Lineage: Eukaryota; Viridiplantae; Streptophyta; Magnoliopsida; Poales; Poaceae. The record is from the annotation of a GenBank genome assembly.
AUGACGGCCAUCGUCUCCCGGGUCCGCCUCUCCCUCGGCUGGCCCUGGUCACUCGUCAUGUACCCCGACCUAGACUCCUGGCUUCGGUGCCCCGCGCUCGGCAACCUGCAGGAGCUCGAGCUGUGGCACGGGAUCACACGUCCGUACCCGAUGCCGCCGGCCGCGUUCCUGUUGUCAUCCUCCUUCCGCGCCCUCGCCCUCAGCGGCGGCGAUGGACCGUCUUGCGACGACGGUGACUACCUCAAGUAUCCUGCGGAUGACGUGGAUAGGCUGCACUUUCCCAACCUCAAGCAGCUCACGAUCAAGUGCGUCAUCAUCGCGGAGAGCGCGCUCGACACUCUGCUCAACAAAUGCCCUGUGCUUGAGAGCUUGGAGCUGAGCGCAAAUGUGGGCUUUGGUCGCCUCCAGAUUAGCUCCCCUACCCUUAGAAGCUUUGGUGUUUCAGAUAACCGCAUAAAGCUGUGGGAUCCUGAAAGGUUGAAAGAAGUCAUUAUUGAGGAUGUGCCUCUCCUACAAAAAUUCUUCAUCAGAGUCCAACAUUAUUCCGAAAGAGAAGGUCUAUCAGUUCAGAUAUCUGGGGCGCCCAAACUUCAGUUCUUGGGGUCGCUCACACAUGACAUUACAACACUUGAGCUUGAGACUGCUAUUUUGAAGGAAACUAUCUCUGUGAACUCAAUGGCGGUUGUGCGAUCAGUGAAGGUUUUGGUUGUGCACAUGUCCCCUCCUAGUAUCGAUGAUGUUAUUGGCCUUAUGAAAUGUCUUCCCUGCUUGCAGAAGCUAUAUGUCAAGGUUUCUCUGAAGGAGAGGUCGAAAAGGGUGCAGCGUCAUAAUCCACUUGAUUAUCUCGAAUGCCUUGAUCUCCGUCUGAAGAAACUAUUAUUGAUAAAUUAUCAAGGGAUGAAGAGAGACGUGGAAUUUGCCAACUUCUUUCUUUUGAAUGCUAAAGUGCUAGAAAUGGUGGAAUUAAGAACCCAGCGUCCGAGCUGUGAUUCUAAAUAUUUGACUAAGCAGCAUACAAAACUGCAGUUGAAGAACAAAGCUUCUUCUAAGGAUACACUUCUCUUUAUGUGUAUUAGCCUUCGCUACUCGACGGCCUCGCGCGCUCUCCGCAUGCCGUGCACGCGAUAG